AUGACCCAGCACACGGUAGCUAUAAGUGGGAGCAAGUACUACGUUCUACCCAGCGGUGAAUGUCGACCCUUUGACACAGACAAUAACGACCGUACAGAGGAGAUCUACCAGGCGGAUCAGCAAACGGCGUACUGCAUCACCGGUGGGGAGCUGUGUGUGGUGGACAUCCACGGCCUGACACUGACUGUGCUGUCAUCGGGAACAACCUACGACAUCGUCAGGGAGGAUUUGACUUCCGAUGGAGUUGGAUCAGUACCAGAAACAUGGGACCCUCAGCCUCACGACCGGAACACCAACAGGCCUAAAGUGUGUCACAUGGUGAAGCUGAACCCUGGCUCUCCAGAGUACAGCCAGGUUCGGAGCAAGUUCCGGUCCAGCUGUGGUUCUGUUAGGAUCCUCUCUAUCGAGAGAGUGCAGGCCCCGGCACUGUGGGAACAGUUCUCGGUGAAGAAGAGGAACAUGUUAUCUCGGAACUCAACCACACCCAUCGAGAAGGAGCUCUGGCACGGCACCAACGCAGAGGCAUGCCGGGAAAUCAACCUCAACGGCUUCAACAGACGCUACAGCGGGCAGCACGGGACAGCGUACGGGAAGGGGACGUACUUCGCGGUGAACGCGUCCUACUCCGCGCACGACAGGUACUCCAGCCCGGACUCACAGGGACGGAAAAAAAUGUACCUGGCGAAAGUACUGACGGGAGAAUGCACCAGGGGCACCCGGAACAUGCCAGUUCCGCCGCGCAGGCAGGACUCCAGCGGACUGCUUUACGACUCCACCGUGGAUGCCACGAACAAGCCGACAACAUUUGUCGUCUUUCAUGACGCACAGGCUUACCCGCAGUAUCUCAUAACGUUUACGAAGUAA
Molecule: messenger RNA, 864 nt
Organism: Branchiostoma belcheri (Belcher's lancelet)
Lineage: Eukaryota; Metazoa; Chordata; Leptocardii; Amphioxiformes; Branchiostomatidae
Product: poly [ADP-ribose] polymerase 15-like
Exons: 5
Coding region: 1-864 (287 amino acids)
Biological process (GO): negative regulation of gene expression
Cellular component (GO): cytoplasm; nucleus
Molecular function (GO): transcription corepressor activity; NAD+ poly-ADP-ribosyltransferase activity
Source: RefSeq, a predicted model, not a curated record